GGUGAAGAGCUUGCAAAAUAGCCCAGGUUGUUAAUCCUCGGACACAUAGCCGCUUCUUGAGCUGAGAGACUUGAGUAGUUGAGCGGAUCUUCCUGCACCCUUUCUCUUUCCGGAGAGGGUUGAUCAAGCAAGGAACUGUGUACUUCUUUACUGUGCUGUGGGAGACAGAGUAGGAGAAAUCAAAGUAGAUGCUGCAAAACACAAUGUGUUGGAAAAGCAACUGUGUCUGUUUGGAAUAAUCAUUUAGCAUCUGAAGACACAUUCACGCCUCCCACUAAGCUUGUCCUUCACGUUAUUCCUUCCCCCUGCUGGUGAUCUUCCCUACCCCCUCUCCCUGUUGUGUUUCGACUCUACCAAAACACUAUUUUCUGGAAAUAUAAAACCAGGUGGCGGUUGACAGCUGAAGAUAAAAGAAUAAGCAAGAGGUGAACUGGGAAUGAGAGUGAUGCCCUUUUAUCUUCCCUCUUCGACAAAGAUGAGGUGCUUUCUGCUGGAGCUGACAUCUCUUCUGCUACUGGGAUUGGCAUUUGCACAACGUCAAGUCACCGUUCAAGACGGACCUCUAUACCGCACUGAAAAUUCCCACAUCACUAUCUGGUGCAAAGUCAGUGGCUACCAAGGACCAUCAGAACAGAAUUUCCAGUGGUCCAUAUAUCUCCCGUCUGCCCCAGAAAGGGAGGUACAAAUUGUUAGCACCAUGGACCCAUCCUUCCCUUAUGCGAUCUACACCCAACGUGUCCGGAGCGGAGAAAUCUAUGUAGAGAGGGUCCAAGGGGAUUCUGCUCUGUUGCAUAUCAAGGAGCUCCAAGACAGGGAUGCCGGCGAGUAUGAAUGUCACACACCCACCACUGAUGACAGAUACUUUGGGAGCUAUAGUGCCAAGAUGAAGCUGAUGGUUAUUCCUGACUCCCUCAGAGUGACCUCAGAAGCCCAGACCCUAAACAAAGUGCAACAUGAUUCUCUGGAGCUAAAGUGUGAGGUAUCCAAGAGUACCGUGCAGCACAGCCAUAUUUCUAUCGCCUGGUAUCGACGGAAAGCAGAUGAGCCUGCCGUGGAGGUGAUCUCCCUCAGCCGGGAUUUCGUAUUGCGUGCGGGAAGUGAUUACACCCAACGGCACGCCAGUGGAGAUAUCCGCCUGGAUAAAGUAGGCGAGACUCAGUCCAAGCUUACAAUCUACAACCUGCAGUCUUCUGAUGAAGGCGAGUUUUACUGCGAGGCAGCUGAGUGGAUUCAGGACCCUGACGGCACUUGGUACGCAAUGACCCGCAAGCGCUCGGAGGGCACCAUGGUCUAUGUGGAAGGAACUGUCAGUACUCGCUCUAGUUCUGAUAUGGAUAUCAAUGUCCGGCUAGAGACAGAGAAGAGGACUUACACCGUGGGGGAACCAGUGGAGUUCAGGUGCAUUCUGGAGGUACAGAACGUUGCCAAGAGAUAUUUUUCCAUCUCAUGGGCCUUCAACAGUUCCCUGAUUGCUAGUUUUGGGGCGAAUGCCGUGCCGGUCCUUAACAAUGAGUUUGCCCAACGAGAAGCUCUGGGACAAUUGAAAGUGGCCAAAGAAAGUGACAGCAUCUACGUCUUAAAAAUUUACCGACUCCGCCUGGAGGACAGCGGCAAGUACAACUGUCGGGUAACGGAGCGCUUGAAGACAUCAACUGGUGAAUUUAUUGAUGGGGAGAGCAAACGACCAAAGAACACACCCAUCACCGUCCUGCCCCUCAAGACCAAUAUUUCUGUGGAGGUGACCAACAAUGCCAGCAGUGUUUUAGAAGGAGAGAGCCUGCGAUUUGGCUGCAGUAUCCGCACAGGAUUUAGACCCCAAAACCGGCUCUCUGUCACCUGGCAACUUGUGGACAAGCAGAACCGGCGCAGUGACAUUGUGCAACUUGACCGGGAUGGCACCCUGCGCCCUGGCCCAUCUUAUGCUGAGCGAAGCAGCUAUGGUGGGAUCCAGAUGGAGCAGAUACGUCCUGGAUCCUUCACGCUCGAAAUUUUCAACAGCCUCAAGGCAGACGAGGGCCACUAUGAGUGUCGCAUCACAGAGUGGACACGUAGGCUGGAUGGGGAGUGGCAGAUGAUCGGGGAGCGACAUAAUGGCUCUGCAGUAUCCAUCACUGCCCUGGAUGCUGGCUUUGCAGUUACAGCCAUCUCCCGCACCCCUGGAGUGACCUACAACGAGUCUUUUGAUUUACAAUGUAUCAUCAAACCACAUUAUCCAUCCUGGGUCCCAGUGUCUGUGACGUGGCGCUUUCAGCCAGCAGGCAGCACCGAGUUUCACGAUCUGGUCACCUUCACUCGGGAUGGAGGUGUUCAGUGGGGAGAUAGGUACGUUGGCUUCCGAACCAGGACAGCCAUUGAAAAAUCAGAGUCCAGCAACAACGUGCGCCUGAGCAUCAGCAGGGCCAGUGACACAGAGGCGGGAAAGUACCAAUGUGUGGCAGAGCUCUGGCGGAAGAACUACAACAGUAGCUGGACACGAUUGGCAGACAGAACCUCUAACCUGCUGGAAAUCAGGGUCUUACGGCCUGUGACAAAGCUGCAGGUCAGCAAAUCCAAGCGGAGCAUCACCCUGGUGGAGAACAAGCCCAUUCCCCUGAACUGCUCUGUGAAGUCUCAGACCAGCCCAGACUCCCACUUUGCCGUCCUGUGGUAUGUCCACAGGCCAUCGGACACAGACGGGAAGCUCAUCCUGAAGACCACCCACAACUCUGUGUUUGAGUACGGCACCUAUGCUGAGGAAGAGGGGCUGAGGUGGAGGCUGCAGUUUGAGAGGUCCUUGUCCGGGGGGCUCUUCAGCCUCACAGUCCAGAGAGCCCAGGUCAGCGACAGCGGCAGCUACUACUGCCACGUGGAAGAGUGGCUGCUCAAUCCCAACCAUGCCUGGUAUAAGCUGGCUGAGGAAGUGUCUGGCCGGACGGAAGUCACUGUCAAGUUGCCAGAUAACCUUUUGGAAGUGAACCAGACUCAGAAGAACAUCACAAUCUUGGAGAAUGAAUGGGUGACCUUAGAGUGCCUGGUCACCAACCGGAGCAGCCAGGCUUCCCAGUUGUCUGUGGAAUGGUAUGUGUGGAAAUCGGGCCAUCCAGAGAAAGAAGCAGUGCUCAAGCUGACUCGCCAGGCCACCCUGUUAUAUGGAGAGCUGUCAGCCCUGAACGAUCUGAAGAGCCGAAUGUGCUUGGAAAGCCCCUCUCCGGGCCUCUACCUGCUCACCAUCCAGAACAUGACUGUGCAGGACAGCGGGACCUACGACUGCCGGGUGGAGGAGUGGAUACUGGGUCCCACAAACGCAUGGUACAAACGGGCAGAGGACCUGUCUGGGCUGACAACCAUUGUGGUGAAACAACCAGAUGCCUCGUUGCAAGUGGAUACAACCAUGGCCAACCUCACCGUGACAGAGCAGGGGCAGUUCCAUCUGGAUUGUAACAUCCUCUCCCUCUCCAGCCGGGACUCCCGCUUUGCCGUGACGUGGUUCAGCGUGAAGAUUAAAGAGAAAAGCGGGCCUGCUGGUCGCAAGUAUGCAGAAGAAAGGGAAGCCUUGUUAAGAGUAGGCCAGGAUGCCAUCUUCAGCCGAGAAGCCAGCCCCUGGGAAGGCCGGCUGCGCUUCCAGAGGCUCUCGGCCGUGCUCUAUCGGCUGACUGUGUUGCAGGCAGGGGCAACAGAUGCUGGCAAUUACUCCUGCCGGGUGGAAGAGUGGCUGCCCAACCCCAGGGGAGCGUGGUACAAACUCGCAGAGGAGGAUUCCGGCCUUAUGGCUGUUUAUGUGCAAGACUCAGGCUCGUCUCUACAGUCCAUCAUCUGCUCCAAUGACUCCCUCUUCUACUUUGUGUUCUUUUACCCGUUCCCCAUCUUCGGCAUCCUCAUCAUCACCAUAUUGCUGGUGCGAUUCAAAAGCAGGAAUUCCAGCAAGAAUUCUGAAGGCAAGAACGGAGUCCCCUUGCUGUGGAUCAAAGAGCCACACCUGAACUACUCGCCCACUUGCCUGGAGCCUCCUGUCCUCAGCAUCCACCCAGGGACUAUAGAUUAAAAGUGAGAGACCGACAGAGAGGUGAAGAUGCACCUGGAUCCCAAAGGAAGUGUUUUUGUUGUCUUUUUAUUCAACCUUUGUACUUUUUUGGAUCCCAACUCAGCUCCACCAUGAGGUCCCUCUGAACUUCUGGGACUGGAGGAACUCAGGCACCCUAGAAUGCUUGUGAAGACCCAGCCCAACUGCAAAGGGAGAUGGAAGGUCCAUGUGUUCACUGUAUAUAGUGGUUUUUUCUAACUGGGCUUUCCCCCUCCAUCAGUUCUUAUUGGUUGUCCUUUGGCCUGUAAUUCUGUUGCUCAAAGACACACAAUAUUCUUCUUGUAUUAUUAUGCAGAGGACAAUCCCCAGAGUGCAUUGAUUUUGUUGGGAGCUCUCGUUGUGCCAAAGCUGGGCGCGUUGUUUUUUGAGGAAGCUUGUUUUAUCAAAUGGGCUGGGUUUGACAGAACUUGAGCCUUGGUAUUGGGAGAAGGCCAGAAAGGACUGAAUGGGCUGCCUAUUGCUCUGGGAGAGAAUAGAACCAGAACUGCUCCUAUAGUCCAAGCAGCAGCAGCAGUUUUUCCAGGGCAGAGAGCCUCUGCCACCCCCCUCCGUCUCCAGGUGUUUCUGAUUUGUUUUGGCGAUGGAAAAUGCAUAUAGGGUUGUUUUGCCAUUGGCACAACUGAAUUGCUUGUGCCACUUGCAAUCCAGCAACGGCCUGUGUGUGUGUGUAUGUCAGUCAGUGAGGUAUAGCCCAUGAGCCUUGAUACCCCCCAGUACUGCUGCCUAUACACAGUUGUGUUUACUAGAAAGGCAUUUGGUUGCCCUCUGGGUUUUAUUAAACCCCACUGCCACGCCUUUGGAGACUGCAGGGAUGGAAACCUGAACUUUUAGAAGACAUUCAAACUGACCAAAGUAAUGAUUUAGGAAGUGGGGAGGUGGCUGCCUCUUUAAGUGGGCCUGGCUCCGACUCUGUUCUGGGAUACAGAAACACGGGGCAGAGAAUGAAAAUGGAAGUUUUACUUCCAGUUGCACUAACUACCCAAAUGAAUUUGCAGAGGCAAGCAAGGGCCUCUGAAUAGCCUCCUCCCCCUCUCUCGUUAUGUGUGUGUGCCAUUUUGCUUCUUCAGCUUUAUUUCUCCAGGUGCAACACCCUUCACCAUUCCUCACAGCCCUGCAGAAGCCACAGUAAGUGGACUUCAAGGACAUGCUGUGGCCAAAACAAAACAAAACCACCCCUGCUGUUCUUUCUGUGAAAGACAUGGUGUUAACAAUGUUGGGGCUCAGUAAAGGCAGGGUGCCUACUUUCUGCCAGAGUAAGCCAGAUGUGCUCCUCCUGUGCUGUUUUGGAAAUGCUUGUUAUACCUGGUGGACCAGCACUCUUACAUCCCCUGGUUCUAGUCUCUAGGAUAAGGGGGGGAAGUUGUGCUUUCUAGAAAAUGGCUGUUUUGCUGUCUUCCUAAAAGUCUUCCUGGCAGGUAGUUGCGAACUUUUUCAUGAGACAACCGAAUCUACGCAAGGGCGCAUGCUGCCAGCCACACAUGCCAGUCUGCUUAGCUGCUUUGGCAGGAGGAGGCUGGGGGUAGGGGGCAGCAGAGCAUGCUCUUCCUGUGGAGUGACAUCGUAAAUUUUGAUUGCCCCUAUCAGAGCAUCUUGUGGAGAUAAACGCAUUUGCUUUAAUUAAUGGUGCUUUGCAAGUGGUGUGGGUCCACACAGAGGUUUUAUGUCACCCGUGUGUUCCGCCAGGCAGCUGGUUGCACAUGUUCACCUCACUUACUCUCUGGGUAAACUUGCUGUAUUUACCCAAGCUUUAAUGCUUCUUCAAAAAAACAUCUUCUUUCCUUUGCAAAGGAAGGUUUUGUAGCAUUCCAGUAAAGCAUUCAGAAUGUUCCCCAGACCAAAUCUGCCUCCACAAACUAUUAUUCCUAGAUUAAAAACUCCUCCGUGUGUGUAUCUUGAGAACACACGCACACACCCUUCCACCCUCCUUGCCUUCCUAGCAUAUUCAGAAGGGAGGAAACAAAAAAAGUGAAUGGGAAUGAAGAGCAAAGCAGAAAGAGAGCCCCUAGGUUGUGUCUGUUGUUUUAUAAAUGUAAAAUGUCCUGUACAUAUACUGCUUCAGGGCAGGAGCUCUAACUCAAUUCAGCUCUUAAAAAGGAAACAAGUCAGCAAGAUGAUUUCCUGCCCUAAAGAACAUUGCUCUUUAUCUUCGCAUUGAAAAAUCUGUUGUACUGACCUAGUAGCAUCAAUGCUUCUCUAUAUAACCAGCAGUCCUUCCCUUCCCCUCCCAGCUCCUUCUGUGUAUGGAAAGCUGUCCCACAGCGGCCUCCAGCGGCCAGUCAUUCCAGUCUGUGGCUGUGGACUCUUGGAAAAUAUGCAGAUGUUUUAUCAAAGCCAGUAGACACAAGUGGGAGGAUUGUCCUUUUAGCAGCACCGGUGAUCACACAGGUUACCUUGCAGAGGACUUGUCCAUUACGCUGCCAAGUUGCUGCCCAGUUUUGGGAUCUCGUUUCUUUUCAAAACGUUGGACACUGCCUAUAAGAAACUUUACGGACAACCUUUUCUCUGCCAAUAAACCCAGAGGAAAAGGAACAAGCUACCUUUGCAUGAUGUGGGGAAACAGUGUGGGGUUUUUAUUAUUAUUAUUAAAGAACUUUGUACCAUGUUGCACUAAAUGUUUUAUACAUCACACGAAGAGAGCUGUAGUAAACUGUGUUGAAAGUGUGA
Lacerta agilis (Sand lizard) is the source of this 6724-nucleotide messenger RNA. It is a transcript of the gene IGSF3, whose product is annotated as immunoglobulin superfamily member 3. The record is from RefSeq and is a predicted model, not a curated record. The transcript has 11 exons. Bases 437 to 4021 code for a protein of 1194 amino acids. Lineage: Eukaryota; Metazoa; Chordata; Lepidosauria; Squamata; Lacertidae.